AGAAGAAGCAGCACGUGCUCGUUGUUGUCGCCUUCAAAUUACUUUUGUUUUUAGCCAGUUUUUAAGUUAUUACCGCCUUGCCGCCGCCACCAGGAUGACCAAAACAGCGCCCAAGGGGCGCCCGAAGGCCAAGACGCCCUACAAGCGCUACUUCGAGGCGGAGAAGGACACAAAGGCGGCGAAGGACGACGGCCGCCUGGAAUAUGUGAAGCUGAAGAGCAAAAACCAACAGAAUUUCACCGGGGAUUUCAUUAAAAUGCAGGACAGGACCAAGAAGCCGCGUCCCCCGAAGGCUCCGAUCGUCGAGGAGCCGAAGAACCAGAAGAAGCACCCCAUUCCCGAGGAGAUCCUGCAGAAGUACUCACGUGGCGAGCAAGUGCAGCCAAAAGGCGUGAAGACGCGCCACUUCAAGGAGCAGCAGACGCGGCGGGAGAUCUACCUGGAGUACGCCACCGAGCAGGCUGCCCGCACGGAGCUCCUCCACCAGGAGACCGCUGGCCAGCUGGAGGCGGACCAGGGUGAAACCACCGCCGAGUACCGGCAAUCCCAGAUAGCCGACAACGUGGAUCUUCAGUCUUCAGCCAAACACUUCAGUUUGAACAUGGAAUUCGGGCCGUAUCAAAUGCGAUACACCAAGAACGGUCGGCACUUGCUGCUCGGCGGACGACGCGGUCAUGUGGCCGCCUUCGAUUGGGUGACCAAGCGGCUGCACUGCGAAUUCAAUGCCAUGGAGAGCGUCGAGGAUGUCCAGUGGCUGCACGUGCCCACCAUGUACGCGGUGGCCCAGAAGAGCUGGGUGUACAUGUACGACAAGAAGGGCACCGAGCUGCACUGCAUCAAGCGGCUGAACAGGGUGAAUCGGUUGGAUUUCCUGCCCUAUCACUUCCUCUUGGCCGCCGGCAACAGUGCGGGCUACGCCUCCUGGCUGGACGUCUCCAUUGGCGAGCUGGUGGGUAAUUUCAACACCGGACUCGGUGACAUACGCCUGAUGCGGCACAAUCCUCGAAAUGGAGUGCUCUGCAUUGGCGGCGGACGUGGCGUCGUGUCCAUGUGGUCGCCCAAAGUUCGUGAGCCGCUGGCCAAGCUGCUCUGCCAUUCGACGGCCAUGACGGCGCUGACGGUGGAUCCCAAGGGUCAGCAUUUGGUUACCGCCGGUUUGGAUCGGGCAGUAAAGGUCUGGGACAUCAGGAUGCUAGUAAACGACAAGCCGCUGACGCAUUUCCAACUCCGGCUGGCCGCCAACGAGCUGGAUGUCUCGCAGCGCGGCAUGCUGGCGCUCUCGCAGGGCACUUACCUGGAGACCUACGCGGAUUUGCUCUCCGGCGGAGGUUCGGGCGACGGGACCCGACUGCCCUACAUCCGCCAGCGCUGCGAUGCCUUCGUCCACGGGCUGCGCUUCUGUCCGUACGAAGAUGUACUGGGUGUGGCCACCGCCAAGGGCUUCCAAUCGCUGCUGGUUCCCGGCGCCGGGGAGCCCAACUUUGAUGCUUUGGAGGACAACCCGUACGAGACGUCGAAGCAGCGACGCGAACACGAAGUGCACGCUCUGCUCGAGAAGAUACCGCCCGAGCUGAUCACCCUGGAUCCGCACGAGAUCACCGGCGUGGAUGCGCCGACGCUGCAGGAGAAGAUCGACGCGAAGCGGAGGCUGUUCCACGUGAAGGCGCCGCGCAUCAACAUGAAGUCGCGCCACAAGAUGAAGGGACGCGGCGGCACGGCGAAGGCGGCGCGCAACAAGCAGAUCGUCAAGGAUGGCAAACGUAGGGAAUUCAUUGCCGAGGUGCGGGAGGCCAAGAAGAGCCUGAUCAAGCAGCAUGCAGUGAAAGAGGAGGGCGCCAAGGGCAAAACCAAGGCUCCGCGCUCCGUGCUCGAUCGUUUCAAGCCCAAGCCGCCCAAGAAACAAAAGACCUAAUCGCAGUUGUUCGUCUUAAGCCAGAGGAAUAUAAUGUAUACAUUAAACUAUUUGUAGAAGCUA
This is a messenger RNA of Drosophila takahashii, 1975 nucleotides long. RefSeq names its product WD repeat-containing protein 46. The record is from RefSeq and is a predicted model, not a curated record. Gene Ontology annotation, molecular function: protein binding. Gene Ontology annotation, biological process: maturation of SSU-rRNA from tricistronic rRNA transcript (SSU-rRNA, 5.8S rRNA, LSU-rRNA). Gene Ontology annotation, cellular component: small-subunit processome; nucleolus; 90S preribosome. NCBI's taxonomy places the organism in Eukaryota, Metazoa, Arthropoda, Insecta, Diptera, Drosophilidae.